This is a messenger RNA of Solenopsis invicta (red fire ant), 5807 nucleotides long. It is a transcript of the gene GLS, whose product is annotated as glutaminase liver isoform, mitochondrial. The record is from RefSeq and is a predicted model, not a curated record. The coding region runs from base 826 to 2667 and encodes 613 amino acids. Gene Ontology annotation, molecular function: protein binding; glutaminase activity. Gene Ontology annotation, biological process: L-glutamine catabolic process. Lineage: Eukaryota; Metazoa; Arthropoda; Insecta; Hymenoptera; Formicidae. The transcript has 10 exons.
GAAGUUCGGCAAGCAUGCGACGCGCAAUUUGGGAGAAUUUUGUAAAUAUUUGUAAAUUUACUUAGAAAAUUAUUAUUGAGCACUAAGAUCUGCUUUCGACCGGUAUAGCCAUUCUCGUUAUAUAUUUAAAUCUCGUGUUAAAUUUUCUGUCUAUCGACCAGCUGAUCUCUUAAGCUCAUCUUUGCUUUACUCAGAGCUUCCUGCUCCAUCUCUAAUCAACUCUAAUGUACUAAGCAAUUAUUUGUUACCGGUUUCUGUUUGUUGCAAUUGUUCGUUCUCGAAUGCAAAUUGUAUGUAACUCCUCGCACCCAAGAUGUCAUCUGUUCCAAUCUGACGUAAAUGGCGAUACUAUUUUAAGACGUAUUUUUGUCAUCUUUGUGGGGGGUAAGGAAGGUUAAAAACUUGUUUUUUUUUCCUUCUAAGGUAUUAUAAAAACUCCGGUUGUUACUGCGACGGAGUGUUCUUGCAGCCAGUGAGCGAAACGUUCCUCACAUUUUAUCCAAAAAGUCAAUUACACUUACUAACUUUUUUGAAUUGUGUAAUGUGAAAAAGCCUAAUCGUGUUUUGUGGUGCGCGGCGAAUCAAAAUAUUUGUCGAUAUCUGAUUUAAUUGAUUUAAUAGAAAAACACUAUUUAUCUAAAUCUAAUAAAUAGAAGUAAUAAAUAAAACUUGAAUAAAAAAAACUAAAUAAAAAUGUGUAAUUUGACGCGACGUAAAAGUUUGUAAUACCCGCGAGACAUACAAAUAAUAUGUUUGUUGGAUUUUAAUAAUAUAAAACAAUUCACGAAAUUUGAACAAAAGGUUUUUUGAAGUGCGACAAUCACUAUGCCUUACAUCGAGUCAAUCGAUGGCGAUUGCAAAGAAAACUCCAAUCUCCAGUUGGCUAAUAUUACCGAAGAUUACGCGAUUAAAUCGAAAAUUGCGUGUUCGAUCUGGGUGGAGAAGAAAAAUGAUCGGUCCACUCGGAUGUUGGCGCGCUUUCUUAGCACUCGAGAUCAAGAUCAAGCAACAAACGCCGAAGAUGUUUUAUUUGACAUGUUCAAGAAGGAGGAGACUGGUCUCGUAUCAGUGGGAGAGUUUUUAGCUGCUUUAAGGAUAACCGGAUUACGAAAGACUGAUCCUCGACUUCAAGAAUUUAUAGACAAUCUUAAGAAAGAGCACGUUAAUAAUUGCGAUCGUACUAAGGCUAUAUCACACGAAACACAAAAGUUAGAUAGAGAACAAUUCAGAAGGAUUAUAAAUCCCAAUAUUGUUCUGAUCUCGCGAGCGUUCAGGCAUCAGUUCAUAAUUCCCGACUGGUCAGGUUUUACAAAGCACAUCGAGGACUUUUAUUGGAAAUGCAAAACGAACACCGAGGGCAAGGUCGCUUCUUAUAUACCGCAGUUAGCCAAGAUGAAUCCGGAAUAUUGGGGCGUAUCCGUAUGCACUAUCGACGGCCAGCGAUUCAGCAUCGGAGAUACCUCAAUACCGUUCACCCUUCAAAGCUGCAGCAAACCUUUGACCUAUGCGAUAGCCUUGGACAGGCUGGGUCAGGAAAUGGUGCAUCAAUACGUUGGUCAAGAGCCGUCCGGUAGAAAUUUCAACGAGCUCGUGCUCGAUUAUAGUAAGAAGCCACACAAUCCGAUGAUCAAUGCCGGCGCGAUAUUAAUUUGCUCGCUUCUGAAAACGUUAGUCAAGCCGGAAAUGGGCCUGGCAGAGAAAUUUGACUUCGCAAUGAAUUGUUUCAAAAAAUUGGCCGGUGGUGAAAAUCUUGGAUUUAACAACGCCGUCUUCCUGUCGGAGCGAGAGGCGGCCGAUCGAAAUUACGCUUUAGGAUUUUAUAUGAGAGAGCACAAAUGUUAUCCGGACAAGACAAAUCUGCAGGAAGUUAUGGAUUUUUAUUUUCAGUGCUGCGCCAUGGAAGCGAAUUGCGAGACGAUGUCUGUAAUGGCAGCUACCCUAGCAAACGGUGGUAUAUGUCCGAUUACCGAGGAGAAGGUUCUAAAACCAGAUAGCGUUCGUGAUGUUUUGAGUCUAAUGCACAGCUGCGGCAUGUACGACUAUAGUGGACAAUUCGCGUUCAAAGUUGGCAUACCGGCAAAAUCCGGUGUGUCGGGAAGCCUUCUCGUGGUAAUUCCAAAUGUCAUGGGAAUUUGCACGUGGUCCCCACCUUUAGAUCCGCUUGGUAAUUCCUGUCGCGGUGUGCAAUUCUGCGAAGAACUCGUGCGCGAAUUUAACUUUCACAGGUAUGAUAAUCUAAAGCAUGCGACAAACAAGAGAGAUCCUAGACGGCACAAAUACGAAACGAAAGGCCUCUCGAUUGUUAAUCUUUUGUUCAGCGCUGCCAGUGGUGACGUCACAGCGAUGAGAAGACACCGAUUGAGUGGGAUGGACAUGACAUUGUCGGAUUACGACGGCAGAACAGCGUUGCACUUGGCCGCCAGCGAAGGCCAUCUAGAUUGCGUCGAGUUUUUGAUCGAGCAUUGCGGAGUUCCACAUGAUCCCAAGGACAGAUGGGGUAAACGACCAGUCGACGAAGCUGAGACUUUCGGGCAUAUGCAGGUGGUGGAGUACUUGAACAAUUACGAUCUUGUCCGUAAGACCGAGUUAGAGAAUAAGCAGAACGAAUGUAUCGAUGACGAUAACGACACGUGUCGCAAACCGCCGGAAACGGCGGUGCACUCGUGAACAAUAGGCAAUGACGAAUUUACGUAAAACUGGAGUGAGUCGUGGGCAGGAUGGGAACGAGGACUUAUAUGAAAGCUGAUGAGAGGAAGAAGGGAGAUAACGUAUCGAUCGUAAUAGUAGAACAAGGUCGCAAAAAUGUUUUAAAAAAUUUGUAUUCUAUUUAAUGAGAGUAUUUUUCAAUAUUAUAUUAUAUUUGAAUAGAGUACACACACACACACACACACACACACACACACACACACGACACAUAUGACACGAUAUAAAAUUAUUCCAUAAUUAUUUGUAUUAUGUAAUAAUUAUAUACAAUUAGUGAUAAUUCUUUAAUAUGAAAGAAUUUACAUGAGUCACAAACGGACAAUAACGGAGAACAAUAAUUUUAUCUUUUUUUUUUUUUUUUGAACGCGUGAUCUCGUUCCGCUUACGCGCGAUGUAGUUAUCUCAUUGUCGACAUUGAGCAACAACACUUUAUAUUAAAAGAAUAACUGUGAUUAAUGUUAUGUACGUCUUUUUUCCAUGAUUUUAGUUUAGUAUUGAAAAACCGUAAUGAAGCUCGUUUCAUUACUUCAUUAAUUUAUAUUUUACUUAUACCUUGCAUCUUCUACUAUCGAUUAUUGCCUAUACUUUUUUUUAAGAUACACUUAUAUUUUUUCAUAUUUUGAAUGUAAAUGCGAUAGAAAAUUCCAAUUUACAUAUCGAAAAAAGUACAAACCAAGUGUCCGAUUCUUAAAUGUUUAAAGUAUUUUUUGUUCAGUCUUCAAGUUUGACAAAAUAUUUUUUUAUGCCAUUAUUUAACAUAUGGGAUAACAAAGGAUAACAUAUUAUACUACCAGUUAAAAGUUUGGAAACAUUCAAAAUUUUCGCACCUAUCAAAAGUUAAGUAUAAAAGAAGUUUAAAAAAAUGUAUUCAACGUGAAUCAAAUACAUUAUUACAUUCUUUUUUCUUUCUUUUCUAGUUUCAAAGUUAUAAAACAUUUGACAAGAAAUGAGUUUUUAUACAAAAAGUUCGAUUUUAUUGUGAGAAAUUAUUGCACCAAUUUUUUUUUAAUUUAAAAUUUUUCAGGUUUUAAACUCUUUUACUUUAAAAAUAUUUUAUUCUUAAUUUUUAUCCUAUGAAUUGUUAUCAAACUACAGUGUUUCAAAGUAAAAAAAUAUUGAAAAAAUAUUUUUUAUUAAUUUCAUGUAAUUUUGAUACAAAAUCUCGUAGGAAGAGCUAUAAUCAAAGCUGUAUUAUUUUUAAAUUACAUUUUCAAAAAUUUUUUUAUAAUUUUUUUUCCAGGGAUACUUUUUGUAAAAUUCGAGAAAAUCGAGGGCGUUUCUAAAAUGGUUGGUAGUGUAUAUAAUAAUUUUGAGUAUAUGAGUUUUUUUUUCAAAGUUUCUGAUUAUGUUACUUAUUAUUUUAUAUGAGAUGUGACGGGACAUAAGAAUAAAUUAUCUUAUUUCUUAAAAGUUAGCCUUAAAACGAGAAAAUAAGAUAAAUAUUUCGGGAAUACAUUUUUGCAUUAAUUUGUUUGAUAAUAACGCAUUUUGCGCGACAAGACAGCAGAAAAUGUUAAUAUAAAAAAAAUUCUUUUGUUUGAAAGAAAGAAUUCAUAUAAAUUGAAAAAUCUGAAUAAACGUAACUGGUAUAAAAUGAAUAAAUAAGUUUAUAACAGACAUUCUGUUUAAUAUUUCCGUUUUUGUUCUAAUUUUUCUUUCUUUUUCUGUAAUUAAGACUAUUUAGUUUAAAUAAUAUAAAAAUGGUAAUUUUUUUUAUUCAAGGUACUGACAAUAUUCGAUAUAUUGUCUCGACACGGUGGCGCUUGUUAUUCCUCUAUUUAAUUGUGAAAAUAGUAAUUCAUAUUUGUACAAUGGCGCAUAAAUACAUGGAUAACGAGCUAAUCGGGAAAUACAGAUGUUAUCUCGUUGAAAUUCUUCGUAACAAAUCGCGUGAAUCGCGUGUUAAACAUAUCUUUCUGAAUGUUUUUUCCGUAGAGUUUUAGAGAUUCUUCGAAGAUAUGAAAUGUAUGUAUAUCCGUCUUGGAGAGGAAUAUCUACUAUUUCGCAAGCGUCCACUGCGAGAGAAACCUUAUAAAAAAAAUAUCACUAACGUAAUGUCUUAAUAUCUUAAUGUUGCAUUUCACAAACAACGACUCACUUUUCUUCUACGUUAUUAAUUUAUAAAAAGAACUAAGUCUAUAUUAAAAAUCAGUUAUGUUUAUCCUUCGUAUUGACUGAUUUUAUCUAUCGUUUGGAGAAGAGAUAAUCUGCGUAGAUAAUUUUUAUGUCAGUGACAUUGAAACGAAUUAGGUAUUGACGUGAGAAUUACUAUAAUCUAUUCUCCUCCGCAUCUAAUAUCAUCUACUAUAAUGCAUAGAAAUAUAUACAUGUUGUUUCCAUAGAUAAAUAGUUAAAUGGACAAUGCCAAUUCCGAGUGCAAUUAUGUAACUAUUUCUCGGUGUAUGAGCGGGUACUCCGAGUAUACCGCCAUACUGUUGUUAUUGAGCUAUAAAUGUGCCGACAAAUGCAGAAAGGCUGGAAAAGUCAAUUUUUCGCAAAUGCGUCAACUAAUGAUUACGAUUACGCUAACGUAGCGAUCACAUAUAUAUAUACAUAUAUUCUACGUAUGUUAGACAACUAUUUUCGAAUGAAUUAGCUAGGAUCGCUUUACAUAGAGGAAAACCCGAUCUUAUAUUUUCAGAUAGACAAAGAAAACGACAAUAAUAUUAUUAUGGUACGCGAGAAUAUAAUUUUUUUUAUGUGAGAGGUGAAUAUAUGAUUCCGUAAUUUUUUGCCAAUAUAAGAACAGAAUUCACGUAGCGUAAAAUUAUUUUGUAAUCCAUUUUAAGAGGUACAUUGUUUUUUUUUUUACAUGGUCUACUGGAAAGAAUUAAUUACAGUAUUAAUAGAUUUGAGAUAAGUUUCAUGACAAAAAACCUUUUUGAGUACUUUUCUAUGACCGCCAUGUUAACAUAUGUAUAUGAUGAUUGCGCUGUGGUUUUUAAUUAAACAAUUGUUAAAAGAUUUGACAAUCUUAAGUUUCCUACUUCUAAAAAGAUUUUAUUUAUAGUUGGUAAGUGGUUUGUGUAAAGUUUCAAUCCAGAUCAAGUAUUACGUUUACCUCUGUACUUGUUCUGUCUACAAAAUAAAGUAUUAAAUAAAAA